Salmo salar (Atlantic salmon) is the source of this 632-nucleotide messenger RNA. The record is from RefSeq and is a predicted model, not a curated record. NCBI's taxonomy places the organism in Eukaryota, Metazoa, Chordata, Actinopteri, Salmoniformes, Salmonidae.
GUACCCAUAUUCAAAUUCCCAUUUCCCUUAAAUGACCUAACCAUCACAAUAGGUGAAUUUAUGUUCAGAAAGAGGGAUGAGUGAGGAAGGUGCCUCCACAUUUCAGUAGAUCAAACGCUGCGCCCGCAGUUGGUUUGAUUUUGUUCCUCUUGAUAGGGUUUGUGAUACUGAAAUCUGUUUAUGUUGGAUACAUUUUGUGGAUUUCAACAGCUACUUGUCUGAUUAAAUGUAUUCAAGUGUGAAUAUCCAAAUAGGUACCCAGAACGAAGAAGUCUGAAUCCCAUCAGUUGAAGAAUGGACAGGAUUCAACAUCUGUUAUUAUGGGAGCCUGAUGUGAUCAAAAGCCUCAACGUCACCAAGGUCUCAGAAACAAACAUCGCCCUGUCCUGGUCCGCUCCUGAGGGCAACCGUGACUUCUACUACAUUCAGGUGAGGGGUCAACCUUAUCUGAAAAUGACCACACACACAGAGAGCGCCGUGGUCAAAGGCCUGAUACCGGGGGGGUACUACACAUUUGAGGUCAACGCCAAAGUGGAGGACGAGUCCAUCGAGGGAGACCCACUGAACAUCUCCUCCUACACCAGUAAGUUAGAACACUGAUGUUUGUUUGUUGUUUUUCCUUUGCAAAUGUU